This is a messenger RNA of Amorphotheca resinae ATCC 22711, 888 nucleotides long. RefSeq lists its product as hypothetical. The transcript has a single exon. The record is from RefSeq and is a predicted model, not a curated record. Lineage: Eukaryota; Fungi; Ascomycota; Leotiomycetes; Helotiales; Amorphothecaceae. The coding region runs from base 1 to 888 and encodes 295 amino acids.
AUGUCUCCCAAUGGCCUGAACAAGCUCCCUCCGCUCAAGACACACUGGCAUAAUCGAAGCCUAUCGAGUGUGAAUUCUGACGCUGCAACUUUCUAUUCAGCACACGCUCAUCUGGAACUUAGCCGUCUCUCUACGACUCGUCCACCCUCCCCUGUUUCGAACCGAUAUCCUACACCAGAGCCGCAGAUCAUAUCUUCCCGGCGGCCUACAUCACCGUCGAGAGAACAACCCGAACCAUCCUCCCCCAAGUUCGAAUCUCUCAGAACGAGCCGCCAAGAUUCCGGUUUCUCUGACGGCGUCCGCUCACAAGCCUCCUCACAGCGAACCUCUUGCUCCUCAACACGUGCCUCGAGGGCGAAACGCACCCCUACCACUACACGACCAGCCACAAAACGAGCUACCAAAGGAAGUCCAUCUUCACGGAAUCGCAGUUCUGUCUCGUCCCAAAGGCCCUCUGUGCGUACCCGGCAAGCUUCUGCCAAUAUUGCCAACGAGACCCCGCAUCAGUUUUUCUAUUUCCCCUCGCUACAAGAACCAGCACCAUCUGAAUCAGACUGCGUUGCAACAACCCCUCCGCCUCCUGCUACAGUACACUAUUGGACUUCGGACUCGACGCGAAGGCUGGAGUAUGCGGCGAUUGACGCAGCGAGUAGAGGCAUGCGGGGGUUCCUUAAUAAGCUAGUCCCCGAUUGCAUGCUUCCCGCGACUUCACGGCGGACCCGAUUCCACUGCGACGAUGCAGAUUCGGAUGCCGGCAGCGUCCGGCGGUACAGGCUGGCCCUGCCCGAAGAGAAAGCGCACAGCGAUGCUGAUAAUGCCAAAAGUCGGAAGCAAAAGCCCGGAUUUCUGGGAAAGUGGGCGAGUCUCAGAUUUGGGAGGAGGAGUUAA